Messenger RNA from Quercus robur (English oak), 966 nucleotides. RefSeq lists its product as uncharacterized. The record is from RefSeq and is a predicted model, not a curated record. Lineage: Eukaryota; Viridiplantae; Streptophyta; Magnoliopsida; Fagales; Fagaceae. Bases 1 to 966 code for a protein of 321 amino acids. The transcript has a single exon.
AUGGAGGUUGAUCAUUUCAGUCAUGAGCAUCCGUUGACCUUCAUUGAAAAUGAGAAACAAAUUUCACGAAAGCACAGGAAGAAGAAUAUUUUAUGCAAAGGGUGCCAGAAAUUCUGCACUUUUCCACUCUACGCUUGCACCCAGACCCAGUGCUCGUUUUAUCUGCACAAAUCAUGCGCCGAGCUCCCAACGGAGUUCCAAAAUCCCUUUCACCCACAUGGACCUCUCACGCUACGCUUCGAUCCCAGUAAAUCAUUUCCCUGCAGGGCUUGUUUUAAAAGUUGCAUUGGCUUCUACUUUCACUGCGAGGUACGCAAAUUUGACCUGCAUCUUGAUUGUGCUUUUCUAAUGACCACUGCAGAAGAAGAAGAACAACAGCAAGGCUGUAAGCAACUACAACACUGUAUCCACUUGCAUCCACUGGUACUUGUUGACAAGAAGGAUGAGGUAGUUAAUCAAAUUAAAUGCUUUAUAUGUGGGGAACAUUGCUUCGCUGCUUGCUAUGGCUGUGACCCUUGUGGUAUCUCUCUUCACAAACCAUGUGCUGAAUUCCAGUACCCACAAGAAAUCCAAAACUUCACUCACUCAUGCCCUCUCACCCUCCAAACUCGAGUCCAUCCCUUUCGCUGCCAAGCCUGUGACACUUGUAUGAUGGGCAUUUCUUACCGCUGUGAGCAGUGCAGGUUUAAUAUUGAUGUUGAAUGCGCCUUAUUAAGGAGCAUAAAAUCUGAUGACGGAAAGCAAAUUAAACAUUUCAACCACAAGCAUCCCUUGACUCUCAUUGAGAAAUUAGGGGAUGGUGACCAAGUUCAUUGCUUCGUGUGUGGACAAGGCUGCUUAGGAACAACCUACUACGUAUGCAACAAAUAUGAAGGGGAAUUUUCACUCCAUGAAUCCUGUGCUGGUUCUGCUCCGAGGAUCUAUGACUUUCCUCCACCCAGACCACCCUCUAUCCCUGCUUCUUAG